Messenger RNA from Chenopodium quinoa (quinoa), 2229 nucleotides. RefSeq lists its product as uncharacterized. Lineage: Eukaryota; Viridiplantae; Streptophyta; Magnoliopsida; Caryophyllales; Amaranthaceae. The record is from RefSeq and is a predicted model, not a curated record. The transcript has a single exon. Bases 820 to 1704 code for a protein of 294 amino acids.
UUGACAACUUAUCUCAUGCUUUAAUCAUCAAAAAUCAAAAUAACACAAUCAUAACAAAAAUAUUAAAAACUUUGUAUAAUCAUUACAAAGACACACAUUCGUGAAGUUUGCAAUAAAAUUAAAAAAUAUUUCUUAGAAAAGUCUUUCACUUACCAAUAAUUUCCAAUUUUUUUUUAAAAAAAAAUUAAUAUAAAAACGAGCCUUCCAAAAAAAAAAAACAAAAUAAUACCGAGUAUCCGUUAUCUAAAACGCGUCGGCCUUGACAGUUGACACUUACGCUCUCUCUCUCUCCUUUCUCCAACUCAAACAGUAACUAUAUUUGAAAAAAACAAUCUCUCAAAAAAAAAAAAAUGAUAAAACAAAAUAUGAUGAAAUUACGGAUCUACCCUUUUCUCUCUCCUCUAAUUUGUCUCAACUGUCUAAUGUAUUCUUCUUCUUCCUUUUCCUUUCCUUCAAAGGCAGCUCUUUCCACUAUUUUCUUUCCCCUUUUUUUUUUCUCUCUCCUAAACCAACAAAAAAAUCCUACUCCCUAAUUCUUCCAGAAAAAUCCCUAAAUAAAAUUCACAAAAUCUCAAUUAUCAACUAUAUCUUUGAUUUUAUCAAUUAUCAAUCUUAAUUUUAUCCCUAAUUUUUUCAAUUUUAAUUUCUUGAUUUUUUUCUUUAAUUUCGGAAUUUCCCCCUUUUUCAAACCCUAAAUUCUCAUUUCCAUAUCCCAAACCCUAAUUUGGCAAUCAUUUUCCUUUCUGAUUGUGUAAUUAGUUCUGUAUUUAUUGAUUUUGAGAGGAAUUGAAUAAAAACCCUAAAAAAAUUAAAAAAAAUAUGGCGAGUUUCGAAGAGAAUCGCGAGUUGUCGACUAGCAAGCCAUCGAUUUCGUCUAAGAAUUCUGUGUUUAGUCGGUCAAUGACGACGCAUUCUUCCGUCGCAAAUACCUUCUCGAAGAAAGGAUACGUUUCGUCUGCCGCUUCGACGGUCGUUGAUCGAAACGCGGCAAAUAUGAAGAAGUGGUACAACAAUACCUUUGAUUCAGCUGGUACUUCAAUCAAAGGGAAGGUUAGGCAGCUUCGAAAUUUGUUUGAAUCUCAAAAAUCAUCAAAUAAUAAUAAUAAUAGUAUUGUUAAAUGUAAUUCCCAAAAAGUUGAAGAAUCGCCUUAUAAUCAUCAUUUAGCAAAAUUGAGACCUGCUAAAUCAUUUAGUUCUGAUUUUAAGGAUUGUUGGUCGAUUUUAGAUGUUUCUACGAUUCGAUUUCCGGGUACGGAGGAUAGAGUUGUGGUAUAUUUCACUAGUUUGAGGGGAAUUCGGAGAACCCGGGAGGAUUGCGAUGCUGUCCGGAUGAUUUUCCGGGCUUAUAAGGUGUUCGUCGAUGAGAGGGACGUUUCGAUGGAUGCUGCGUAUAGGAAGGAGAUACAGGGGUUGCUUGGUGAGAAGAAUGUGACAUUGCCACAGGUUUUUAUUAAGGGGAGGUAUGUAGGUGGGGUUGAUUUGAUCAGGCAGUGGAACGAGACCGGUGAGCUUCAAAAGAUUCUUCAGUCAUUGCCAACGAGGGAUAGGCGGUUCGUGUGUGAUAGUUGUGGUGAUGUGAGGUUCUUGCCCUGCUCCAACUGUAGUGGUAGUAGGAAGAUAUUCGACGAGGAUGAAGAGGUCAUGAAGAGAUGCUUGGAGUGCAAUGAAAACGGGCUGAUUCGAUGCCCGGAGUGUUGUCUGUGAAUUACUCUUAUGAUCACUACUUAUGUGAUGCAGGUAUAUUGGUGUGGAAAUGAUAAUUCAGUAGCUAGUUUGUGUGUUUUUAGCUUAUGGUCUGGCUUGAAUAACCCCUUUUUUACGGUUUCAGCCUUAUCGUGGAGAUUUGGUUGUACAUUGUUCAUAGAUUCGUGAUGAACAAUAAUUAUAUAUGGCACUGAUUCAAUGAUACUUUAUAGUAUGUACUGAACUAGUGUGACUCCUUGCCGAAAAAAGAAAAAAUUAAAAAAAAAAUUAUUCAAACAUAUUGAAUAGAGGAGAUUAGCAUAUUAGUGCUGGUGUGCUCCAUUGUAGCUUGGGAGAUGAUGGGCAUUUCCCUUGACUUGCAGUGUAAAUUUACUAUGUUGUAUAUAUUAAUGACUUUUUUUUUUUUUUCCUUUUUUCAAUUGCGCUAACUGAAGCUGUUGUAAUGAGAAGGGCUAUACUAUGGUUUUUGCCCAUUGGAAUGAAUGAGAAUUCCUUUGAGCUUUUGACUCAAUUUUGUGACUCAAA